UACUUUUUGUAAAAGUCAUUAAUCAUGACUAACUGUAUCAAUCAAAUCCAAAUACUAUUUUCAGAUUUUGUGAAGUUCGCCGUUAGUAUAAAUAUCGAGUGUGGUCGAUUCCAGGGUGCAAUGUCCUGACUUUCCGAUUCUGGUGGUUCCAAGCUCUUGUGUGCUUAUUGGAGACUGGAUAAUAAUUCAAUACAAGGUAUUUUCCCUUCAAGAGGAUGCAUUUUAGAAUAUGAACUCGAAACGAAUUCUCUCAAUAUUUCCAGUGGAUGCGAUUUCAAUUAUUUGAAUGGUACAUUCACACUAACAAGUAAAUCGAAACGAGUAUUAUCUCGCUACAAGAGGCCAAAGUGAGGGGCUGAUUAUUAAAUAGAAAUAAGUACUUCUUUCCAUAUUUGAUCGCAUAUUGGAGACUGCCUAUUGAAUAGAAUCUAUUUUUCUCCAUAAUUCAAGAGGAAGUAUUGGAACUAUUGCUAUUAAUUAAAAAGAGGCUAUGGCCAGACGGAUUCGCGCUAUUCUUAUCGGCGGUAUUCCUAAAUGCCUCCAAGGCAGUGAAGUAUGGACGUUUGUCGGGCUACUGCCCCUCUUCAUCCUCGCUAUCCCUGUCUUCCAGCUGGCGCUGCCACUCGCCUCGCACCAAGAUCGUCGCCGGAAAAACUGCCGUUUUGGGACGUAGGGAGCCGUCAGUACCACUGAAGCCGUGCCAACGCCCGAUCUUCCAGCCACGUCUGCCCCUCAUGGUACCCCUUAUGGUACCCCUUAUGAUCCCAGCCGUCCCCAGCACCACCCCCAGCACUAUCCGA
Messenger RNA from Suhomyces tanzawaensis NRRL Y-17324, 800 nucleotides. RefSeq lists its product as uncharacterized. The record is from RefSeq and is a predicted model, not a curated record. Lineage: Eukaryota; Fungi; Ascomycota; Pichiomycetes; Serinales; Debaryomycetaceae. The coding region runs from base 491 to 673 and encodes 60 amino acids. The transcript has a single exon.